AGCACAAACAGAUGUAAGUAUUCGCAGCAAUGCGCAGCCGAACUUCGACUUCAGUAGGAGCCAAUUCCCGCCCGUUUUGCAGACCCCUCGAACAACUGCAACAUCAGUCGUGGAGUUGAAUGAAUCCGAGAAGGAAAACAGGAUGUUCCAAUCAGUGUCCGAAACAUGUGCUUCACAUAUGUACCAAACCGCAGCAAGCAGUCCAAUGCGACCGGUAAAAACACCCAGACUGUUUAGACGGUGCCAUUCUGGUGGCGACUUGUGUGCUUCAAGACCAACGUUUGAGGUGGAGCAACUGGCUGAAAUGCUGAAAGCCGUAACAUCUAACAGUAGCACGUCCGACUACUGUACUCGGUUGAACAUCUUGUCACCCACUGAAGCAACUCUAGAAGACGUAAACGAAUACGACUUGAUGUAUGUAUCCUCCAAUUCUUCAAUGUCAAACGGUUCGGACGAGGAGAGCAGUGCAUCUUCAUUGAAGAAAGGGAACCUUCUUGGAUCAACUAAUAGUUCAAGAGUACGCGUGCCUUUUAAGCCAAUGCGGACUAAGACAAUACAAGCGCCAAGCACAGAACCUAAGCUCGAGCACCGCCAUGCCCGAGAAAGUAAAUUAGUAAUUAUUGAUUGUCGAUAUCCGUACGAAUAUUAUGGCGGUCACAUCCAAGGCGCGAUAAACAUGGCGGAGUGGCCCAUAUUGCGAAGGUUUCUGUUCGGAUCCCACGGCAGAUGUUGCGCAAAUAAAUUGGCCCCAAAACUUCCUCGUUCUAGCAGAACCGUCUUCGUAAUGCACUGCGAAUUUUCAUCACAACGUGCUCCUAAAUUGUUCAAUUUGUUGCGCAAUCACGAUCGCUUAAUCCACAUGAGUUUUUAUCCGGCUUUGCGGUAUCCAAAGAUUUUUCUGCUGCGUGGGGGUUAUGCAGCAUUUUUCCGAAGUCAUCCAGAGCUGUGUGAGCCAUCAGCAUACGUAAAAAUGCACAGUUUUCCCGAACUACUUUCUAGUUGGAGUCGACACUGUGAAAUUGUCAAUCGGAGAAACUCCGUAUGCUGUGAUUGCUGGCCUGGUGUAGUUAGACUACCACUAUUCCCAUUACCGAUACAAUGAUCUCCUCCAACCUGGUGAGAUGAGGACACGCCCAGAAAAUUUGUGAUCCUUGGUGAUUAUAAGCCAAAAUUUCUAUCCUUCAUUCAUUUUUGCUGCUUUAAGAAUAUUUUUAAAGAUGCAGCACUCAGGAUAAUUUUUCCCUUUAAUGGACUGGCACGAUCUUUUAUAACUUAAAUUUUUAUUAUUUUGCCUAUCCUCUGAAACCCAACACCAACAGGAUGCUGUGGAAACCAUCGAUCCACGAUCUUCAACGUCUCAUCUGACACAAAGCUGAAGAAUUUUUAUUAAAUAUAGGAAACCGACUGAUUGGUCUCUGCAACAGAGGCAAGCGAGUUUCGCUCAAAUCAGACGAGAUGCUUUUAUUUCGUUUUGGUACAUCGCACUGCCACGCAACUUUAGAUUACAUUCACAUUACGAACAAUAUAUACUUCUCAAUGCGAGUUAUUUCUUACUGCUUAUUUAAACACCUUAUGCUU
This is a messenger RNA of Dicrocoelium dendriticum, 1578 nucleotides long. The record is from the annotation of a GenBank genome assembly. Lineage: Eukaryota; Metazoa; Platyhelminthes; Trematoda; Plagiorchiida; Dicrocoeliidae.